AUGAUAUAAAAAAUAAGCGAAAUCUUCAAAUUUGAUUCUGAAUUCCUUCGAUUUCUAAAGAAAAGUAGUCUUUCCAAAGACAAUUAAGUAUUCGACUAAGAAGAAAUAGAGUUUUUAUUAUAAUUCAUGACUAAGGAUAAGAACCUGAGGGAGUUUUUUGAGUUCUACUCGAACUCUGACAUGCAGACCUAUAAUAUUAAAAUGAAAAUGCUCAUUAUCACUCAUUAGUUUAUUCAUUCAAACGAAGAAUUCUCCAAAUUAUUUACUUCUUUAAGAUUAACAAAUUUUAGUUUACUCAAACACAGUCAUAGAAAUUAUGAAGCCUGGUUACUCACAAAUAUAUAAAUUCCAUUUUUAUCUUAUUUAUAAAAAUUGGCCAUCAGCUUCAAGGAAAUAAAAAGUUACAAAACAAGUCUUUUUAGAAAAUCAAAUUAUUCGAAUCUCAUGAUAGAUAGUUUUAAGAUGGUGAAUUUAGUCAAUAUGGCUCUUUCUCUUGUGCCUAAUUUGAAGAUUGCCCUUAAAAACUAUCCACAAGAUAGACUAUUAUAAAAGUUAACCUUUAAUAUUUAUUAAGAAAUUCAAGGUUAUUAAAAAAAUCUAAUAAAUGCAAUUAUUAUAUUAUUGAAUGAGAACUCAAAAAAUUAAAGUGUUGACUUAUAUGAAUUCUUAAGAGAGUUGAAAGUAAUUGAAUAGAAAAUGAUAUCAUACCACCAAUUUCGAAGUCAGUAUGACCCAAAGGCAGUCCUGAAGUCUCCCUCGUAGAUUUAGAUAUUUUUUGAGAAUCAGACUAAAUGUUCAACUUAGUAAAAUGCUUGUAAGGCCAAAACUAAAAGAGAAUUCCAUCACACAACCUCAAGGUCAAGAUAAUCAACAGGCGAGGAAGCCACAACUCCGAAGAGUUAAAGGCUUCUAUAUUACUGCAAUCAUAAAUAUUCGUCUUGUGCAUAACUUCUACUGAAAGAUUAGGAGAUGGUUAUUCAAGAGGAGUCAGAAAAAUAGAUAGAUUAAACUUUAUAAUAAUAAUGA
Paramecium tetraurelia is the source of this 1026-nucleotide messenger RNA. RefSeq lists its product as uncharacterized. NCBI's taxonomy places the organism in Eukaryota, Ciliophora, Oligohymenophorea, Peniculida, Parameciidae. The record is from RefSeq and is a predicted model, not a curated record. The transcript is spliced from 3 exons.